Messenger RNA from Kuraishia capsulata CBS 1993, 930 nucleotides. RefSeq lists its product as uncharacterized. The record is from RefSeq and is a predicted model, not a curated record. NCBI's taxonomy places the organism in Eukaryota, Fungi, Ascomycota, Pichiomycetes, Pichiales, Pichiaceae. Bases 1 to 930 code for a protein of 309 amino acids. The transcript has a single exon.
AUGUCCCAGAAUCAGGGUGAUCGUGCAGUUGUAUAUCUCAAAUUUCCCAUCGCGAGACCAGAUGGAUGGAAUGCUGUGGACAAGGAAGAUGCUCUCAACCAGAAUCCGGGGAUAAAUCGAGAGGAAACGCAAAAAUGGAACGAAGAGAAGGAGGGAAUAUUGUUGCGAAGCGUGUUACCACUGGUGAAGGUUGAGAUUGGACCUUCUCAGAAAAAAACCCUCAAAGUAAAAUACGAUUGGGUUAGACUAUCUCGAGAGCUGGAUGUUGACGUGCCGUCAUUACAAAAGAAGGUGAUGGAAUUAUACUACCUGGAAUCUAAGCUGCAGAACGAAGAUGCAAUGUUAAAUUCAAAGUCAAACGACCAGACUGUGGGAGAUUUGGCAAAUUCUCAACGAGUACCGGACGUCAAGCUGGAUUCGAGAUCAAACUCUCAGUUAGAUCCUGCAUUCCAGGAAGCCAUCAAGAAGCUCACAAUACUGGACACCAGUGGAUACGCCAGUGGAAACACAAGCGGACACACGAGUGGACACACGAGCGAGCAUGACAAUAAAUAUGCCAAUGAGCACAUCAAAGAUCACACCAAGGAACAUGUGUCUUUUACCAGAAACGAGGUCAAGCCUUUGCGGAAUAUGUCUGGGAGAUUCGUGUCUGGUGCUCGACAGGUCUCUACCAGCACACUACGAGACUCGGUGGGCUCAGUGGACUCUUUGGCGUCGUUUGAAGACAAAGACACGAUGGCCACGAGUAAGUUUCUACAUAGGUCUUUAUUAUUCCCCAAAGUGAGGAACAGGCCGAACAGUGACGACGAGGAUGAGGAAGAAGACGAGGAGGAAGACGAAGACGAUCUGGAAUUCACAGAGGGAAGCGAGACGGGGAUCAGCAGCAUCAGCCAGUCCGCUUUAGAGAAUGAGCUGAUCAACAGAAUGUAA